Salvia miltiorrhiza (redroot sage) is the source of this 890-nucleotide messenger RNA. RefSeq names its product kirola-like. NCBI's taxonomy places the organism in Eukaryota, Viridiplantae, Streptophyta, Magnoliopsida, Lamiales, Lamiaceae. Bases 169 to 627 code for a protein of 152 amino acids. Gene Ontology annotation, biological process: defense response. The transcript has 2 exons. The record is from RefSeq and is a predicted model, not a curated record.
GAAAAAGCAAAGACUAAAAAAUUUUGAAGUGGCCAUAUCAUGAAUCAUGAUGCCGGAGCUUGGCCUAUAUAAAGAGAAGAUUGCAUUCAAUUCUAUGCAUCCCAUCUCUUUACUCACAAGUAUAUAUAUACAUAUUCAUUUCAAUAAGUUAAUUAGAGCAAUUUUGAGAUGGGGUUACAUGGGAAAUUGGUUUCAGCAAUAGAAUUCAAAGCUGGUGGAGAUGUGUUUCAUGAACUAUUUAGGCACAAACCACAUGAUAUCUCCACAAUGAGCCCUGGUAUAGUACAAGGUUGUGAUCUUCAUGAGGGUGAAUUUGGUCACGUUGGUUCUAUCAUUUGCUGGACUUACACCCAUGAUGGGAAAGAGAAGAAGGCAAAAGAGGUGAUCCAAGCCAUUGAUGAGGAGAAAAAAUUGAUCCAAUUUAAGAUGAUUGAAGGAGACGUGAUGGAGCUCUACAAAGACUUCGUUAUUACAAUCCACGUUGAGACAAAUGGGGGCAUUGAUUUGGUGACAUGUACCUUCGAAUACGAGAUGCUUAAUGAAGAUGUGGAGCAUCCCAUCUCACUGCUCACCUUGUUCAUCGACCUCACCAAAGACAUCGAGACUCAUCACGCUUCCAAAACUUAAUUGAAUCAAUCUUUCUCAUUUCCAAACUCUACAAUGAGAGAGGUGUGAUGUUUAAUGGUUUCUUUGCUUCUUUUGUUCUUCAUAUGUUGAGUCAAUAAGAUCCUUUACUUCCCCAAUGUGUGUGUCUGUGUCUGUGUCUGUGUGUGAGAGAGAGAGAGAGAAGGGGAAGAGAGAGAGUUAAACUUUGUUGUUUUUACAAACUAGUAUUGUAUUUGGCACUUUUUUAUUGCUGUAUAUUAUGAAACUUUGUGGAGAUGGUUUAA